Molecule: messenger RNA, 1641 nt
Organism: Caenorhabditis sp. 36 PRJEB53466
Lineage: Eukaryota; Metazoa; Nematoda; Chromadorea; Rhabditida; Rhabditidae
Source: the annotation of a GenBank genome assembly
AUGCAAAAAGUCUGCAACGUUUGGACCCGAUCGGAUCAUUGCAAGUGGGUCAAAAGUCCAGAAAAUCUGGUGCCGGUCUUUUGCCUACUUGGAACGUCACAACUCCAUAAACCUUGCGACUUUCAAGUCUUGUGUGAAAACGUUGAAACUUUUUGUAUUUCUGCCUAGCCUCAAAUGAAAAUGCCUCUCUAUUUCCUCUUUUUCCUUAUUUUCCCCCUGAAUGUCUCUUCCAAAGACACUGUAGACAUCACGGGCGUGGCGAAAUGCGGCCGUACUUCAAGAUUCUUCCGAACUCAACUCGUCCCGUUCCUCAAAGCGUUUCCGUCGAUUCCAAAGGACCUCAACAUUACCUAUCACCCGUUUUCCUAUGGAUCCAAGCGGAUCAACGGUUCCAUUGUGUUCGUUUUGUUCGAAAUGUGUUCAAAGCAUUAUCGAUUCAUCAUUUUUUCAGAGCAGACUGUGCAAAUGGGGCGUUGGAGUGUGAGCUGUGCAAACUUCAGAGUUGCUCGAAGAAAUACUUCCAAAACGCCAACUCCACAGCACUUUUAUCGCUAGCUUCUUGUCUUCAAGAUCAGAGAAGCGUUGACAAUGCGAAAAAUUGUCUGCCGAACGGAAAAACUGGAGAUUUGUAAGUUCUUACUCGUUUUUUCAAUCAUAUAUUUGAUUUACUCGCUCAGAAUAGCCGAUUGCGCCUCGUCGAUUGAAGGCGACACUCUGUUUCUGGCGGAACCAUUUCCGCCUGGAGUCGAUUCGAUUGUAAUUCAAAGAAGGACCAGGGGAACCCUGCGAGUUGCCUUUUAUCAUUAGCAGGGAAGAGUUCCAACACCCGCGUUUUCUAGGCCACGCUGUUCCGUUCAUAGCCACAAAAACUCGCAGGCUUCCCCGGGUACACGGUCUCCAGAGCUGACAAUAUGGGCGUGGCCUCGGCCUCGGCCAAAUGACGUUUUCAUGAAUUGAGCACGUUUUCUCUGAUUUUUGUGGUCAAAGGCGAUGAAAAAUUAUUGUUCGACAUAAAAACACACUAAUUCUCAGAAUUAAUGACGUUUUGGCGCAUUUUUUGCGGACUGCUGUUUCGCCUUCGCCGCCUAAAAACCGCACUUCUCAUUUUGCGCUUUCUUGACCGUUUUCCGACAGAAUUGGUUUUGAGAAUGAUAAAUCACGUAAAUACAAGCAUUUUGAGCGCUCGAACCGCGAAAAUUACCGAAAAGCAACUGAAAUUCACGCAGUUUUAGCCAAAAACCUUCAAACGGAUAAAUGUGAUUUGCGACUUGACCAAAUUUAGCGCUCUUGCGCUUCAGAAACUCGUAAUGGCCCAUAAAAUCGGUCUAUCGAGAGACGAAUAAGAAAUUAUCGGUUUUUCGUGGCUAAUCUCGCAAAAAACACAAAUUUUGCUGUUAAAAUUUGAAUUUCGCGCCAAUGUAUCGCUCUAUUGGGCGGGGCGCACUUGCGCGCCCAUUGUCAGCUCUGGAGACCGUGGGGUCCUUUAAAGUUUUGAACGUGAAAUUGAGAAAAACGUGUGUUCAGUCGCUUCCUUGGAUCGUAAUCAACGGAGAACACGUGGCCGAGGCGUAUUACAACUUUCGAAAAUUCAUUUGUCAACUCGAAUCGGCGAAACGAGACAAGCGUUGUUUGAGGAAGUAA